CCCCAGUCUUCAUUCACAAGCUGUCUUUGUCCUCCGCGGAACUCUUUAUGCCCUCUUGAGUUGAGCCUCUUGAGGCCAACAGACAGCUGCGAUGGCGUCGAGCCUACCAAUUCCAGCUCCACCACGGACGCCAACUCCCCCGACACCUAUCCCCGAGGAGCCCGACGAAGGCCUUGGAAUUGGUGGCACUGGGCACACGGUGCGCUCGACAAUCACGUUCGACUCCAAUGCGUUGUCACCGGUGAUGGAUACGUUCCCAGGGCGCUUUGGAUCUAUGGCUUCACCAAUGCCAUCGUCUGCAGGCUUGAGCACUCCCUCCUUGGGUAGCGAUGGAUUGAUGGCACCCCCACCUCCGCCAGGAGGGCAACGGGGACCCUUUAACUUCCAGACGCAAUCCAUCAAAGACUCGCCAGCAAUGUCAAACUCAGUAUGGGACAGCAAUCUGUUUACUUCAGGUGACAGAAUCAAGCUUUUGAAUGCUAACACAAACGAAAAGAAUAUUGGCAAGCGGCGUGGCCACAGAUACAAACACAGCAGCGUCAGCACGCAACACCAGAUCUUCACCGAACCACCACCUCGAGCGCCGCUUGCACUCCCCGCCUCUCUGCCAAUUCCUACCUUGAAAGAGGCGUGGACGAGCAGGUCGAAGGAACAAACAAGACGGAUGGCCUGGUGUGCUUGUCACGCUCUCGUAGCGAUGUACGUUUUGUACUCUGCAGCCGGGUCUCUCGCUCUCACCGCUCUCUCCCAUCUCAUCUUCUUCGACGCCGUAUCUGCCACAAUUUGCGUGGCUGUUGACGUGCUCUGCAAUUUCGAAGUUUGGAAACGGUCCUCGAUUCGACACCCCUUCGGUCUACAGCGAGCUGAAGUUCUAGCUGGCUUCGCCAUGUCCGUUUUCUUGCUCUUCAUGGGCUUCGACCUCAUAUCACACAAUCUGAAGCAUAUGCUGGAAGGACUGGGUGGGCAUGAAGCGCACCACCCGCACUCACACCAGCGUGUAUCACCGGGCUCCGUCGACUCAGCAGCUCUACUGUCAAUAGUUGCAACACUAACUUCAGCAUACGGUCUGAAAAACCACGCAAGAAUAGGCAAAACAAUGCGCUUCGCAUACAUCGCCUCCCUUCCAAGUAUCCUGUCGAACCCCUCACAUUUCCUCACGCUCUCUUGCAGCACAAUCAUGCUGCUCCUUCCCCUCCUAACAAUUACGCUAUAUAUCUGGCUCGACCGCCUCCUUUGCACCCUUAUCGCGAUCUCGAUGUUCUUCCUUGGCGUCCGCCUGGCUAUCGCUCAAGGCCUCAUGCUUCUCAUGUCGUACUCCGGAAAAGGCGUCGGCGAAGUCAUGUACGAAGUCAACAAGGAACCGAUGAUACUACACAUUGAGGAAGCGCGGUUCUGGCAGGUACAUUACGGCCUCUGCAUGGCGAACCUGAAGCUACGGGUGCGUGGUGAUGAUGUGUCUCUCCAGAAACUCCGAGAGCGCCUCAGCUAUCUGAUUAAGAAUCGACUCGGUGGUGGAUAUGGCAAAGGCGCGAGCAUGAAGUGGGAGGUUACGAUCCAGUUUACGAUUGAACGAUGAUGGAUGUAUGAUAUGUUGGACUAUGUUCGAUUCCUGUAUAUGAUGGAUUCGGGGGGAUGGUUGAUAAUGCAUUUCUGGCGAGAUGGUGGUACAACAUACAUUGCAUUGCAUGAUCAUGGCGUUAUGGAGGAUUGGUGCAUGAAAGCAAUACACAGAGCGUUUGAGAAACACGACGUACAAAUUUCCCUCGAUUCGCUUUCUUUGAUCUCUUACUGCCAUGAAGUCGAGUGGAACUUCUUCCCAUUCCUCCGAUUUCCUUCUCAUCCCAAG
This is a messenger RNA of Hyaloscypha bicolor E, 1846 nucleotides long. RefSeq lists its product as uncharacterized. Gene Ontology annotation, biological process: intracellular zinc ion homeostasis; transmembrane transport; zinc ion transport. The transcript has a single exon. The record is from RefSeq and is a predicted model, not a curated record. The coding region runs from base 92 to 1576 and encodes 494 amino acids. Gene Ontology annotation, molecular function: zinc ion transmembrane transporter activity. Lineage: Eukaryota; Fungi; Ascomycota; Leotiomycetes; Helotiales; Hyaloscyphaceae. Gene Ontology annotation, cellular component: membrane; Golgi apparatus.